AAAUUCACUCCAGCCACUCACAACUCAUCCAUUUGCUCUCUGCCUGAGAGAGUGAGAGCAGUGCACGUGCAGCAAAGCGGCCACAGCAACAUUAGCUUCGCUGCACCCUUGUUUUUGUGGGUGUAUGAAACACAGUGUGUAGGAGGAAGAAGGUAGGUGGGGGCGCAGGUUUAUAAGUGGGCUAGAAGUCCGAUACUGCCUCAAACUGUUGAUUGUAAAGUCAGUCAGCCAACAUGACUGUUGAAGGUAAGCUCGCCUCUGUGACUGCACUUCCUCUGCCAAACAGUCGCUUUCACUUCUGCACAACACUUUGUGUUAGCUUUAAAUCCUUCCAUGUGCGCUCAGGGCCUCUGUGCUCUUUCACUCUGUGUAAUCUGUGUUUUCAACUUGUCCUCCGGAAGUCUUUGUUGGAGAACUACACACCCACCCAGCCAGCCCUCACUCUCCUCUCUGCCUCACCACUUUCAUAGUACAUCUUUUUUUUUCUCUCAUUUGCAUUUCUUCCGCUUCCUCAACAAGAAACCGUUCACGUGAAAGAGCUGUGAGAGACAAUCAGACUGGAACACACGGCAUUGGAUGACAGGAGAGAUUGACAGCAGCAGGAACCCUGAGGAUGGGGCUGCUCCCUGCAGAAGACCAAGGUGGACGACUGUUGCUGAUUGAAGUGCAAAGUACAAAAGGUGGCUUUACCCUUUGAUUAGAUUACUGCACAAAUAUGACAGUCUGUCAGGAGACAAAGCUGCCACAUGCUACUGUGAACAUCAAGGGAAUGCCAUUUAAUUGGUGCAGACUGGAGACAGAACAACCGCUAAUGUCAGCAGACACAUUUCAUUUGGGUAUAUAAAAGCCUCUGAUCUGACUCCCUCAUCCCUCUCUUGAUGUAAUUAGAGACCUGGCACUGGUGCAUCACGACAGCAGCAGGGUUACCAUGGAGACUGGCAGGCCAGGAUUGGCGAGUGUUCCAGUGCACAUCAGCUCCGUCGCAGCGCAGACAGAGAAAAAGAUGGAGGUCCAGGCCCCACUGACGGCUCUUUACAUCCACACAGCACAGCCUGCAGCUGCCCAGGAGCCAGCCACACUCCAUCUGGCCAUGCCGCCACUUUACUCCAAGGAGACGCUUCCCUUUCUGACACUUCAUAUUGCUGGGGGACUGCAGUCUCAGCUGGGAUUAAGUCUGCCAGCUGCUGCUGCACCCAGACCCAAGUCGGCAGGAAAGCACAUGUGUCCUCACUGUGGACGGGACUGUAUGAAGCCCAGUGUGCUGGAGAAGCAUCUCCGCUGCCACACUGGGGAGCGGCCUUACCCCUGCACCACUUGUGGAGUUUCCUUCAAGACUCAGAGCAACCUCUACAAACAUAAGCGUACUCAGGCUCAUGCCCGGCUCUCAUCUGAAUCAGAGCAGAGCAGCGUAGACAACAUGUCCAGCUCCAGUUUGUCUCUAGAUGAGCGCGGCGAGAAGUCCGGCAGCAUGGAAAAGGAUGCCACACUACCUGCUGCUGAGAUCACCUGUCCAGCCAGUGCUGCAAACGUCUACUCUGUAAAGACGCAACGUUCUGUCAGUGAACAGAAUGUGAUGACCCCUGCAGGUCAGAUAACAGAAGCAAAUGAAAGAGAAGGAGAAAAACAGAGGAUGGGAAAUGAAAACCCUCCGCUGACUGCCAGUCGACAUCUUCCCCUUCAAAGACAAGAAGCCACUCUGUUCUCCAAGCAGUGGGAGAGCUCCGAAUCCAGAAGAAAAUCCCAGAGCCACGAGAGCACAGACUCAGGCUUCAGUGAGAGCAGUGAGCACUAUCCGAGCCCUGGCAGCGUUUUACCUGACCACAGUAUGGAUUCCCUCACCGAGUCCACUAAGGAGCAUCUUGAAGAAACCCCCAGCACAGAAACGCCUUUGGCCCCAGGCCAGGAUGGACAGGAGCCCAAAUACACUGCAAGGGAGCAAGAGCAGAAGACACUGGAGGAGCGCAUAUCUAAGCUGAUUUCAGAAAAUACAGCUGUUGUGGAGGACAAACAGCUGGAGAAUGUAAGGCCACGGAAGACAGUUCUGUCAAAGCAGGGUAGCAUUGACCUCCCCAUGCCGUACACGUACAAGGACUCCUUCCACUUUGAUAUGAGGAUCAGUAAGACUCCCAAUGUUGGGUUACAAAGAAACAGGAAGCAUGAGUUCUACAGUUCUGUGCCCACUCAGCACUCCAACACCAUGGAGCAUGCUCCCCUGACCCGCAGCAACUCCCUGCCUUUCAGCGUCACCCUCCUGCAGCCUGAGAGGAGCAGCCCAACCACCUCCUGUCACAGGGAUUAUGUAACACUUAUGCGGAGGGGAAGCUCCGGCCACAUCAAUCCAACAGGUUUCUCAAUCAAGCCUGUAAACCAGCAUUCAUCCACCCAUCGCCCACUGGUCCGGCAGACGGCCGUAGACGGCAACCACGCAACAGACGGUCUCUUCGUGAAUUCAUCUGUGGAGGAGGCGUGCACCAGCAGUCUCAGCUGCGAUGGGGAUGGUGGUGACAUUUGCAGAGAGCCAAGCAACAGAAAGUUCCGGAGGAAGAAAGCACAGAAGUUUGCUUACAACAAGUGGUACAUGUACGGGGGAGGGACAUUUAAGAAGCUGUACAGUGCUGAGAAAGGUGGCGAUGACAGUGUUAUCAAAGGCAGGAAAUGUUCGACAAACCCAGAGCAUGAGGUUGUUCAGGGCCUGCAAAAAGUUAAUAAGGAGACAGUAACAACAACAGGAUCAACAAUCACCUUCAACAGCAGCAGUGCAGCUCUGUGUCAUCCAGGCUGCCCUCCUGCCAAACUAUCUGUCGUCUCUGCUGGGGAUUUGAAUCUAAUAACCAGCAAGCUUCAGACAUCAUGCAGCUCUCUCAAGUCUCCACUCCAGAGAAACCUGUCUUUGUCAAUACUGCCAUUAUCUUCAAUUGGAUCAUCGGUUAGCCACCAAACAGACAGCAUGAGCAGAGCAGAACCUGGGAGAAUGAUUGAUGAAGAAAAACAUACUGACUCCACCUUGCAGCUCCGUGGAGCCCAUAUUCCCUCCGACAGGAAAAAACUGAAAACUGAUGACAAAAUAAUUUGCCCUCUGGAGAUUAAAACCAACCCAAACACACCAACUCAUCCCCUUCCCUCUGUCACUGGCAGUGCACCUCAGCAGGACACAAAUCUUAGUUAUAUCAACCUUCAAAAACAUACUCAGUUAAAAGCAGCUCUCUUCCCAACAUGCAUAAUCAAUGCAAAUACACCAUCUGUUAGCAUCUCGCCAGCCACUUCCACACCCUCCCCUGCCAAGGCCAGCUUCCUACCCAAGUACCAGCUCAGGUUACCUAAUGCUGCUGAACCUGAUUCAAAUCCUUCACCACGUGUUUUGGAUAAACCGACGGGAACUUUCACCUCUGCUCUGUCAUCUUCUCACACUGAGCAAACCUCACUCUCGUUCAAAACGUCUGAUCCUGUCACCUCACCGUUGAUGCAGACUUGUGAUAUCAAAAAGACAAAUGCUUUUAGCUCCACACAAGACCAGCUCCUCUUGCCUUGCACAGCCACAACCGUGUGUCAGGCUAAAACAUCAAGACUAAGUCCAAAUGCUGUAGAGCACAGGCAAUUUGCAGCAAACACAAUAACCACAUCCUGCCUACAAAAUGAUCAGGCAGGAUUAUGCAGCACUUUAAUACACACCUUGAAAUCUGCACGGAGCUCAGCGCCUAUGCAGUUACCCAGACCUGAUGCACCCUCGAACAUCCCUGCAACACCUACCAUAACCACAGCAAACAGUAAGUCAUCUGCUGCUGACAUUACAGCUUUCUCACAAGGUCUAACUAACCCUUACCCCCCUCUGUCACACACAAAAUCGCCAGCAUCAGACCAGUUGAGCCCUAUAAACAGUGCAUACGGCAACUCAAACACUCCGGUCGUUCCUUGUCACAUUGUACCGUAUAACCACAUGCAGCCGGAUGCUCAGAACGUGUUUCAUGUUCACACAGCAGACCUCCAGAUCUGCCUCCAAAUCAUAUCUGAUGAGCAGCUGGCUCUCAUGGAACCCCAAAUCGAGAGGCAAGCAGGUAGCGCCCUCUCACAGAGACGGGAUGUGAAAGCAGUGGCCCCGGAAGUGAUCCAGAAUAAAGCUCAAAGCUCUGUCACCAUGGAAAGUAGCAACGAUGGAAGGGACCAUCACCAGCAAGGACAUCAACAGCAGGGGGACCAAAGUGAGUCUUUACCCACACGUGACAUGGAGAGAAAAAAAACUCCACUGUCUGCACAAACUGGGAAGGCAGAGCCAAAUCUCCCCCUGACUAAAGACAGUAUUUCCACUCAGGCUACAGUAUCAGCUCGAUCUACACCUCCUGAAGCACUAGGCUCGUCGCUACACCCACACCAAUGCGCUCAUGUAAACACGUUCACUGUGACUCAGAGCUCUAUGGGCGAUAUUAUGUCAACUGCUACUUCACUCAAAGGUGUAAAGUCAGGAAGGAGCCACACUUCAGGCCUUUCUCUUAACCGUUGUGCUGAGGAGCAGCUUUUGCGGGACAGAAGGGUCAGCCAAGGUGGAUUGAUCUCUCAAACACUCUCUGGCCAACACAAGCUCAGCGGAACCUCUCUAUCUCACUUUAAAAAUCAAGCAGCUUCAUGUAAGGUAGGCACAAUUAAAGCCACGGGCGAAGCCUCUGCAUACGGAAGCAGCAGGUUAGAAAGUGGAGAAACCCACCCCCGUCUGCAGGUCAGCCUCAGUCAGGCCUCCGGUGCUGCAGGUGCUGAUGAACUCUCUGGUUCAGUUUCUUCAAUUUCCGUCAAUAAAUGCAAAGCUUCAAGACAGUUGAACUCACAUGCAACCAUCUACGGCAGUAAUUCAGUGGAAUCGACAUUAUCAGAGGCAUUAAUUUCAAUGAAACAUGCAAACAUGGGAUGUGACAGGGUGGGACCUUCAGAGGAUUCCCAGAAAAUGACUCUAAGUGAAUUACAGGAUGUAAACAGUUCAACCCACUCAGAAAAACAACUCACUCACUUUAUUUCAGUGUCUUCUAAUAUCAGGUUAGAAGGACCCAAAGACAUCCCAGCUGUGCUUACAAGUAUUCAGAGCGCUCCUGCAGUGCUUAUAGAAGGACCCCCCCUGGCCCAGACACUGGGACAUGGAGAGGCCCCUGGGCAUCCAGACUGCACAGACUGCAGGCCCAAGAAGAGCCAAGAGGCUGGAAAGACAAAUGUCCAAUGCAUGGAGGGGCGAGGUGGUGGAGUGGUGGCAGGAGAGGAUAAGAACAGGGAGGUCGAGACUGACAAGGUGCCGGGACAGCGGGACAAGGCCGAGUCAAACUGCACAUACACGUGUUUAGCUGAGAUGACAAAGCCAGAGGGAGAAGACAGAAGGGUAAAGGUGGAUUCAUUUAAAGACUAUUGGCUAUCUGAGCAGCAUCUUCAUAAUCUUUCCCAGACACACUCAGGAAUGUCUGAGAGACAGAGCCCUCAUCAAGCUCCAAGCAAGUCUAACAACCUGAAUCAUUGUGUCAGCAGCAGUCAGAAGAGCCUUUUCAAUUCUCCACAGGCUCCACUGGACAUGAACAACUUCUAUUUCUCACAACAACACUGGGAAAGCAGCAUCCUCCAUAACCAACAAACACAGAUCUUAUGUGAAUCGGAUUCAAGUCAAGGUAUCAGAGCACAGGCCCCAUUAACAGAAACACAACGUGCUCUUUCACAGGUUGAGUCCAGCCCUCAGCAAACACCAACAUGUUCCCACCAGGACCAGCAGCAGAGCAGCAUCUCAGCUAACAACAUCCCAGCAGUGAGCUCAAGUGUCUCGCCUGAUGUCAACACAUCACCCUCCACCUACCCCAGCCAACUUUUUUAUUCUGUUCGAGUCAGUAGAGCUGCUGCUGGAUUGACAGGGGAAAUGUCAUCAGAGCCCUUCACAUCCCCGGAACCUGAUGACUAUCAAGACACCAAGGAUACAGCAGCAACUGACUGCACGAGUCAGAGCAGUGACAUUACCAACAAAUGCCACGCUUUUUACUUGUCUGGCCAGCUUCGUGACUACGAGCCAGAGUGUCUGCCCAGUGGAGUACGGCCUGUGCAAAGCUGCCUGGAAUACACAGAAGACACCAGCAGUAGUGAUGAUGAAGGAAAGCUUAUCAUCGAACUUUAGGGCAACAUGCACAUAUUUAUCUGCUGCAGAGACAUGUUUUUCAGAGUGGAAGCAGAAAUAAUAUCGAUGGCCGAGUUAAGUUAGUGGGCAGAGCCAAAAGAACCACAUGUGUAAACUCAAAAUAACUGCCAUUGACUAUAGAAUAAUAUAUUAAACGGUCAAUGGGCAACUUGCAAGAAUAGUAGGUUGAAUAAUGCUGCGUUCAUGUCCUAUCACACAAAUGAGUUCCAAGAUAGUAGUGUGAUGGUAUCUCCCACAUGAUGUCACUGAACCAAUCACAAAACAGCUGCAAAGCCACCAUCGCAGGCACUUAUAAAAUCCAAAUAUUAAGACUAAUGCAGAUGAUUAAUUAAGUGGAGCAAUACACUGUUUAUAUCUGGUUUCAUUUGUAAACAAUGAAGUCCAAAUAUGUAACAUGAUUAAAAAAAAUUGCUAAUUUAGCCUUACUUUCCAUUUACCUGGUGUGACUACAAAGCUAAUGGGGCUAACCAUCUGGGAUCGAUGCACGAUCGCUACAGAGUGUCAAUAACUGGAGGUUUUCCCGUCACUCAGCCGACAUGGCUUGAAUGCAGCAUUACACAUGUAGGGGCUUGCCUGCAGCCUGCAAUACCCAUGCCAAGCACCCAGGCUUACUGAAUAUAUGAAUGAAUAUAAAAGAAAGAAUGGCAUUGACCAUGUUUUCAUUUAGCCAGCUGGCUUGGUUCUUUAGCUAUUAAGUGUCGAUGUCACAAACAUUUCUGUUACCUCGUUAUAAAAAUGAAUAGUCACCAUUUAGGAAUCACUUACAAGCCCUGAAGACAGCAUGGCUGUUGUUUCUGUUAGCAGAGUGUGCAUGCUUCACAUUACUCGCUCCCCCCUGCUUCCCCUCAUGUCUGUUUUGCUUCAUGAGUAUGCUGACAAAAAGAUUGUGGCUGCUUCUGCUACUACUCUAACCAAUGAGAUGACUUCUGCACCUAUGAACUGUUGUACUACUUCUCACACAUAAUUUGUGCCGCCUACCUUCCCUCACUCACUCUCUCUCUCUCUCUCUCUCAUUAAGUGCACUCUGUAACUUUCCCAGACAACACCUGUGUGUGUGACUCAUGUGCACAUGCUGCCAAAAAGCUGUUAGUAGAUCUCUGCUGCCAAUCAGAUCAUGCCAGGUGAAGCGGCCAUUGGCUGGAGGGGCAUGAUCCUUUUCCCAGUCUGGGUUUUGUAUUGAGUCAGCAGCUAUGAUUAGGCACCGGCACUCACGACAACAGGAAAUGGGUGUAUGUGAACAUUUCUGUACAUAAUUCCACAGCUAUAACUCACGCUGACUUACUUGUCAAUCCUCAUCCCGGUAUUGGUCAUAAAACAUUUUGGACUUGACAGGUUUAUGUGUGCGCUGAUUUAUUAUUGUGUGAAAAAUGUGAAUAUUUGUUUAGUUUUCAUUUUCUAAUUUUAUAUUCUUGUGUAAGUAAGCAAAACUGAUAAAAACAAAUACAUCCAUCUUCCAUUUAUUGCAUUUAUCGUUUUGUGUUUAUAACCAUUUUAACAACAGGAGAGGUCAAUUAAAGCAUUUCUUCUGGUCUGAU
Molecule: messenger RNA, 7683 nt
Organism: Sander lucioperca (pikeperch)
Lineage: Eukaryota; Metazoa; Chordata; Actinopteri; Perciformes; Percidae
Gene: znf831
Product: zinc finger protein 831
Exons: 5
Coding region: 929-6127 (1732 amino acids)
Source: RefSeq, a predicted model, not a curated record